UCUGCCGGGAGGACGCCCCGGGGCAGACCCAGGACACGCUGGAGAGAUUAAAUCUCAGGUGGAAUUCGCCUGAAUAAGGUGAAGGAGGUGGCUGGGACAGGGAGGUCUUAGGCUGCUGACCCCAGCGAACCGCGGUCCGGUCACCUGGUGUUGUGGCAAAAAGUGAUCGUCUACCAAAAGCAGCAGACCUACUGCAGCCGCCUCCGUGAGUCCCUCCCACAGGAAACACUGCGGGUCAGCUUUGAGUUUCGUGAAGCGGCUACAAAAACCAACAAGCUCUCCAAGAAACUACAAAGCUGUCCUCCUUCCAGAUCUGGGCCAUGAGGUCGUCUUUCCUCCUCCUUCUCACCUUCCUCCUGGGUGUGACUGAUAUUAAAGCUGGUUCAGAUUUUAGGGUCUGUGCCUUCAACACACAGCACUUUGGGGAAUCCAAGUCACAGAAGAGCGAUGUCAUGCAGACUCUUGUCAAGAUCAUCACGCGCUGUGACGUGUGUUUGCUUCAGGAAGUGAGAGACAGUAAAGGAAAAGCUUUAAAACUGCUGCUUGAGCAUCUUAAAAGGUAUGACACCAAACAUGAAUAUAAAGCCGUGGCCAGUGAGAGACUGGGCAGGUCUGAAACAUACCAAGAGCAGUACGUGUUUGUUUACAGGACUGAUACAGUGACAGUCGCAGACCAAUAUCAGUACCCUGAUGAUAAACCAGGGGACAUCGAUGCUUUCUCCAGAGAGCCGUUUGUUGUCCGCUUCAGAGCCCCCAAAACAGCUAUAAAGGAGUUUGUCCUCAUACCUCAGCACACCACUCCAGCGAACACCACUAAGGAGCUUGAUGCACUGUAUGAUGUUUUACAACAUGUAAAAAAGAUGUGGAAAACUGAGAAUGUGAUGCUUCUUGGAGACUUUAAUGCGGGCUGUGGCUACCUCGCUAAGAAGAACAGAAAACGUGUGCGCCUGAUUACAGACCAAAAUCUUUUUUGGCUCAUACAAGAGAACACCGACACCACUGUGCGAUCAAGCACAUCCUGCCCCUAUGACAGGAUUGUUGUGAAUGGGGAAACCUUUCACAGAGCCAUCUUGCCUUCUUCAGCCAAACCAUUUAACUUCCAAGUGGAAUACCGAUUGACAGAGGAACAGGCGCUGCUCGUCAGUGACCAUUACCCGGUGGAGGUCCUGCUGAAGGUUGUUGAUUCCAGAGGGCUUGAUGGGGGCACUUCUAUUACCAGUGGAAACCAAUUCAUUGCUUUGUUUGUCUUAAGCCAUGUUGCCUUUCAAAUAUUGACAAGGUAGUUAAAGAAUAAAGCUGCAGGAUGAGAUCGGUCUAUCUCAGGACAGCUGAGUUCAUGAACUGAUAUGUGGAGUUCAACUUUCAAAUACCACUGAUACACCACCAUUGUGGCCCUCCAUAUUUGGUUUAAGGGAAAAAAAUAGGAAAUUACACAACUGUUUACCUAUACCAAUAUGCCAUUCACUAUAUUGUACAAUAAGUGAGCUGCAGGUAUACAGUGUAUCAC
Molecule: messenger RNA, 1507 nt
Organism: Archocentrus centrarchus (flier cichlid)
Lineage: Eukaryota; Metazoa; Chordata; Actinopteri; Cichliformes; Cichlidae
Gene: dnase1l1
Product: deoxyribonuclease I-like 1
Exons: 10
Coding region: 321-1283 (320 amino acids)
Biological process (GO): DNA catabolic process
Cellular component (GO): nucleus
Molecular function (GO): deoxyribonuclease I activity; DNA binding
Source: RefSeq, a predicted model, not a curated record